CAAAUGAAAGAGUUGCACUCACUUUUUUUCGCAGAGAAAUGAGACAAGUUUAGAGUGGAAUGUAUCCACGGAGCAGCUGUGAAACAGCUGCGCUUUAAAAAUAUAGGGAAUAACCAGAAACACAAUUUACCGAAAUGAACCGCUUCGAGUAUGUGGAGGCCCGUCUCAGUUCCAACGAAUCGUUCGUCAGCCGUGACAACAAGGUGAAAAUAUACGAUGGGGAGAACAAGACGGAGUUUGAAGAAGGCGAGGUUGUGCUUACCACGCACAGACUGUUUUGGGGUCGACCGGGCGAGAUAGCCCGAGCCGCCGUAACCCUUUGCCUGCCACUGAGCUAUGUCAUAUCGCUCAGCGAAGAAACGACAGCCUCCAACUUCUUUGGCAGAAAGACCCGCAUAAUAAUGCACCUGCGACCGCCGUCGCCCGACAAAGGGCCUGGCCCGCUGGACACCAGUCGUGCUACACAUAUUAAGCUCUCUGGAAAGAACGGCUUGAGCGUUGAGUUCCACAGUGCUCUGAGGGAGACCCUCAAUGCGCGCGUCUGGGAGAUCUCCCUGACCAGCGAGACGAUCGUCAACAACGUGGCCAGCAGCCCCAAAUCGGACACUGGUAACGACCGGCUAGCUCGCAUUCAGAAGAGAACAGGAAUCGGAGGCAUUGAGCGUCACUUGGAGGCGAAGGCCAAGGCCACGGAUGAGAACAUAGCUGCCUUUCAGGAUCUUAGUGUGCUAAUGGCCAUGGCCAAGGACAUGGUUGGCAUCUCAAAGGCAAUCAGCGGCAAGAUUCGCGAGCAGAAAGGUGAGAUAUCUGAUGAUGAAACUGUGCGCUUUAAGUCCUACCUCAUGAGCCUGGGAAUCGACGAUCCGGUCACCCGUGACAACUUCACCAGCAAUACAGAGUACUUCACCAAUUUGGCGCAACAGAUUUGCGAAGUGCUUCUAGAUCCCCUCGAGGAACAAGGUGGUAUGAUGUCCUUGGCUGAUGUCUACUGCCGUAUAAAUCGGGCUCGAGGACUGGAGUUGUUGUCGCCUGAGGACUUGCUGCACGCCUGCGAGCAGCUUAGUGGACCCAUACGCCUUCGCAGUUUUCCCAGUGGAGCUAGAGUCCUUCAGCUGGAGUCGCACGAUGAUAGCCUAAUUGCUGUCGACACUUUGGAGAAGGUCCAAGCAGCCGAGAGUCUGGCAGUGGAGGAACUCGCCAAACAAUUGGGAAUUUCCCUUUUGCUUGCCAAGGAGAGGCUACUGGUUGCCGAACGUCUGGGCAGCGUGUGCCGGGACGAGUCCAUAGAAGGUCUCCGUUUCUAUCCCAAUCUUCUGUUAAACCGCGACUAAUUGAACUGUGCUUACUAACUAACUAAAAAAAAAGCUUGAUA
Messenger RNA from Drosophila serrata, 1372 nucleotides. RefSeq names its product vacuolar protein sorting 36 (gene Vps36). Gene Ontology annotation, molecular function: ubiquitin binding; phosphatidylinositol-3-phosphate binding. Gene Ontology annotation, biological process: protein transport to vacuole involved in ubiquitin-dependent protein catabolic process via the multivesicular body sorting pathway. Lineage: Eukaryota; Metazoa; Arthropoda; Insecta; Diptera; Drosophilidae. Gene Ontology annotation, cellular component: late endosome membrane; ESCRT II complex. The record is from RefSeq and is a predicted model, not a curated record.